Molecule: messenger RNA, 5955 nt
Organism: Tribolium castaneum (red flour beetle)
Lineage: Eukaryota; Metazoa; Arthropoda; Insecta; Coleoptera; Tenebrionidae
Gene: RpII215
Product: RNA polymerase II subunit A
Exons: 6
Coding region: 65-5764 (1899 amino acids)
Biological process (GO): transcription by RNA polymerase II
Cellular component (GO): RNA polymerase II, core complex
Molecular function (GO): DNA binding
Source: RefSeq, a predicted model, not a curated record
CGCCACAGCGCACAAAUGAGCGCAAGGAGGAAAGGAUCACAGGAGGCUUGCGUUCGCCACCAAGAUGGCCGCAAGUGAUAGUAAAGCUCCACUUAGAACAGUGAAAAGAGUGCAGUUUGGCAUUUUAAGUCCAGAUGAAAUACGUCGUAUGUCCGUCACUGAAGGGGGCAUCCGUUUCCCCGAGACCAUGGAAGCGGGUCGCCCCAAAAUGGGGGGUCUCAUGGACCCGAGACAGGGUGUCAUCGAUCGGCACUCCCGCUGCCAGACUUGUGCAGGCAACAUGACCGAAUGCCCUGGACAUUUCGGACACAUCGACUUAGCCAAACCCGUUUUCCAUGUGGGUUUUAUCACAAAAACUAUCAAAACGCUGCGGUGCGUUUGCUUCUACUGCAGUAAAUUGCUUGUGAGCCCCAAUAAUCCUAAAAUUAAGGAAGUCGUAAUGAAAUCAAAGGGGCAACCUAGGAAAAGAUUAGCGUUUGUUUAUGAUCUCUGUAAAGGGAAGAACAUUUGUGAGGGCGGGGAUGAGAUGGAUGUGGGGAAAGAAGGGGAAGACCCCAAUCAAGCAAAGAAACAGGGACAUGGUGGUUGUGGGCGCUACCAACCUAAUAUUAGAAGGACAGGGCUUGAUCUCACGGCAGAGUGGAAACACUUGAAUGAAGACUCACAAGAACGCAAAAUUGCCUUGUCGGCUGAAAGAGUUUGGGAAAUUCUCAAACAUAUCACAGAUGAAGAGUGUUUUAUCUUGGGCAUGGACCCGAAAUUCGCACGUCCGGAUUGGAUGAUAGUCACAGUGUUGCCAGUUCCGCCACUCCCAGUCCGCCCAGCUGUAGUAAUGUACGGUUCGGCCCGAAAUCAGGACGACUUGACUCACAAAUUAGCCGACAUUAUCAAAGCAAACAAUGAAUUACAGAAAAACGAAGCAGCUGGAGCUGCAGCACACGUAAUCUCCGAAAACAUAAAAAUGUUACAAUUCCAUGUGGCAACACUGGUCGACAACGACAUGCCGGGGAUGCCCCGAGCAAUGCAAAAAUCCGGUAAACCACUGAAAGCCAUCAAAUCGCGACUCAAAGGCAAAGAGGGCCGGAUUCGAGGCAACUUGAUGGGUAAACGAGUAGAUUUUUCCGCACGUACUGUUAUCACACCGGAUCCCAACUUGCGGAUUGAUCAAGUGGGUGUGCCAAGAAGUAUCGCCCAGAAUUUAACGUUUCCAGAAAUUGUGACACCGUUUAAUUUUGAUAAAAUGUCAGAGCUGGUACAGAGAGGCAAUUCACAAUAUCCGGGUGCCAAGUAUAUUAUUCGUGACAAUGGGGAGAGAAUUGAUUUGAGGUUUCACCCGAAAUCUUCCGAUUUGCAUUUACAGUGUGGUUAUAAAGUCGAGAGACACAUAAGAGAUGGUGAUUUAGUUAUUUUCAACCGUCAACCCACCCUACAUAAAAUGAGUAUGAUGGGGCACAGAGUUAAGGUAUUGCCUUGGUCAACAUUCCGAAUGAAUUUAUCAUGUACUUCCCCCUACAACGCCGACUUUGAUGGCGACGAAAUGAACCUUCACGUCCCUCAAAGUAUGGAAACACGGGCCGAAGUUGAAAACUUGCACAUUACACCCAGACAAAUUAUCACCCCACAAGCCAAUAAACCCGUUAUGGGUAUUGUACAGGACACCCUCACAGCUAUUAGAAAAAUGACAAAACGGGACGUUUUCAUCGAGAAGGAGCAAAUGAUGAAUUUGUUGAUGUUUUUGCCGAUUUGGGAUGGAAAAAUGCCAAGACCUGCAAUUUUGAAACCGAAACCGUUAUGGACCGGAAAACAAAUUUUCUCCCUAAUUAUCCCAGGAAAUGUUAAUAUGAUUCGAACACAUUCUACACAUCCUGAUGAUGAAGAUGAUGGGCCAAAUAAAUGGAUUUCACCGGGUGAUACUAAAGUUAUGGUCGAACAUGGAGAAUUGGUUAUGGGAAUUUUGUGUAAGAGGACGUUGGGAACCUCGGCUGGGUCUUUGCUACAUAUUUGUAUGUUGGAAUUGGGACAUGAGGUCUGUGGGCGGUUUUAUGGGAAUAUUCAGACGGUCGUCAACAACUGGCUCCUGCUUGAAGGUCACAGUAUCGGUAUUGGUGACACCAUUGCCGAUCCGCAAACCUACUUAGAGAUCCAGAAAGCCAUCAAAAAAGCCAAAGAGGAUGUCAUUGAAGUCAUUCAAAAAGCACACAACAUGGAACUUGAGCCAACACCCGGUAACACGUUACGACAAACAUUCGAAAAUCAAGUCAAUCGUAUUCUUAAUGACGCUCGUGACAAAACCGGUGGUUCGGCUAAAAAAUCUCUAACCGAAUACAACAAUCUUAAAGCUAUGGUCGUAUCGGGUUCCAAAGGUUCCAAUAUUAACAUCUCCCAAGUUAUUGCCUGCGUAGGCCAACAAAACGUCGAAGGUAAACGAAUACCUUUCGGCUUCCGCAAACGCACCCUCCCUCACUUCAUCAAAGACGAUUACGGUCCAGAAUCUCGCGGUUUCGUCGAAAAUUCAUACUUGGCCGGUUUAACCCCAUCCGAAUUUUAUUUCCACGCUAUGGGAGGUCGUGAAGGUCUUAUUGACACAGCGGUUAAAACCGCCGAAACCGGUUACAUCCAACGUCGUCUAAUCAAAGCUAUGGAGUCGGUUAUGGUACACUAUGACGGAACUGUUCGUAACUCAGUCGGACAACUCAUCCAGUUACGUUACGGUGAGGACGGUCUUUGUGGCGAAAUGGUCGAAUUUCAAACACUUCCAACUGUGAAACUAUCAAAUAAAGCGUUCGAACGCAAAUUUAGAUUUGAUCCAAGCAAUGAACGGUAUCUACGACGUGUUUUCACCGAGGAAGUGAUCAAGGAUUUGAUGGGUUCAGGUGAAGUUAUUUCGGAAUUGGAAACAGAAUGGGAACAACUACAAAAAGAUCGCGAAGCCUUACGUCAGAUUUUCCCAAGUGGGGAGUCCAAAGUUGUGCUCCCAUGCAACUUGCAACGAAUGAUUUGGAACGUACAGAAAAUUUUCCAUAUUAAUAAAAGGGCCCCCACUGAUUUAUCACCCUUACGGGUGAUACAAGGUGUGCGUGAGUUGUUAAAUAAAUGUGUGAUUGUUGCUGGAGAAGACAGACUUUCCAAACAAGCAAACGAAAAUGCAACAUUGCUGUUCCAAUGUUUGGUUCGAUCGACUCUUUGCACUAAAUGUGUAUCAGAAGAAUUUCGUUUAAGUACGGAAGCGUUUGAAUGGUUGAUUGGUGAGAUUGAGACACGGUUCCAGCAAGCACAAGUCAAUCCUGGUGAAAUGGUUGGAGCGUUAGCUGCACAAUCACUUGGUGAGCCUGCGACUCAAAUGACACUCAACACGUUUCAUUUUGCCGGUGUUUCUUCAAAGAACGUAACGCUGGGUGUGCCCCGUUUGAAGGAAAUCAUCAAUAUAUCGAAAAAACCCAAAGCUCCGUCUUUGACUGUGUUUUUAACGGGUGCUGCGGCUCGAGAUGCCGAAAAAGCCAAAAAUGUUUUAUGCCGACUUGAACAUACAACAUUGCGUAAGGUCACAGCAAAUACGGCGAUUUACUACGAUCCUGAUCCACAAAAUACUGUGAUUCCGGAGGAUCAAGAGUUUGUUAAUGUUUAUUAUGAAAUGCCCGAUUUUGAUCCGACUCGCAUUUCUCCGUGGUUGUUACGUAUCGAAUUGGAUAGGAAACGAAUGACUGAUAAGAAAUUGACAAUGGAACAAAUCGCUGAAAAAAUCAAUGCUGGCUUUGGGGACGAUUUAAACUGUAUCUUUAACGAUGAUAACGCAGAGAAGUUGGUUUUGCGUAUCAGGAUUAUGAACAGUGACGAUGGGAAAUUCGGAGAUGGCGCUGAUGAAGAUGUGGAUAAAAUGGACGAUGAUAUGUUCCUACGGUGUAUUGAAGCUAACAUGUUGAGUGACAUGACAUUGCAAGGCAUUGAAGCCAUUUCAAAAGUCUACAUGCAUUUGCCACAAAACGAUUCGAAAAAACGUAUCGUGAUCACAGAAACUGGGGAAUUUAAAGCCAUAGCUGAAUGGUUACUAGAAACAGAUGGUACAAGCAUGAUGAAGGUUUUAUCAGAACGUGACGUAGACCCAGUCCGGACGUUUUCUAACGACAUUUGUGAAAUUUUCUCAGUGCUUGGCAUCGAAGCCGUUCGUAAAUCAGUCGAGAAGGAAAUGAACGCUGUGUUACAAUUCUACGGUCUGUACGUAAACUAUCGUCACCUUGCGUUGCUUUGUGACGUUAUGACGGCAAAAGGUCACCUUAUGGCGAUUACACGUCAUGGAAUUAAUAGGCAAGACACCGGUGCGCUGAUGAGGUGUUCAUUUGAAGAAACUGUUGAUGUUUUGAUGGAUGCAGCUUCACAUGCUGAAGUUGAUCCAAUGAGAGGUGUGUCGGAAAAUAUAAUUAUGGGUCAAUUACCACGGAUGGGUACUGGUUGUUUUGAUUUGUUGCUUGAUGCCGAGAAAUGUAAAAUGGGUAUUCCGAUACCGCAAGCACAUGGGGCUGAUAUUAUGGCGUCGGGGAUGUUCUUCGGAUCGGCGGCAACUCCAAGUAUGAGUCCCGGGGCUGCGAUGACGCCGUGGAAUCAAGGGGCGACGCCCUACGUGGGCAGUGCGUGGUCUCCACACAAUUUAAUGGGCAGUGGUAUGACACCUGGAGGCCCAGCAUUUUCACCUUCUGCCGCUUCCGACGCUUCAGGAAUGUCACCUGGUUACGGUGCUUGGUCACCCACUCCUCAAUCUCCCGCUAUGUCACCAUUUAUGGCCUCACCUCAUGGCCAAUCUCCUUCUUACAGUCCUUCAAGUCCUUCAUUCCAACCGACAUCACCAUCCAUGACACCCGUUUCACCAGGUUAUUCCCCCACAUCUCCCGGUUAUUCCCCAACAAGUCCAAACUAUAGUCCAACUUCUCCAAGUUAUUCUCCGACAAGUCCGAGUUAUUCGCCCACGAGUCCAAGUUACUCACCCACAAGUCCGAGCUAUUCACCCACAAGUCCGAGUUACUCACCUACAAGUCCUAGUUAUUCACCCACGAGUCCAAGUUACUCGCCCACAAGUCCAAGUUAUUCCCCCACGAGUCCAAGUUACUCGCCCACAAGUCCGAGUUAUUCACCCACGAGUCCAAGUUACUCACCUACAAGUCCGAGUUAUUCACCCACGAGUCCGAGUUACUCGCCUACGAGUCCUAGUUAUUCACCCACGAGUCCAAGUUAUAGUCCUACAAGUCCGAGUUAUUCACCAACGAGUCCAAGUUACAGUCCUUCAUCUCCACGUUAUACUCCAGCGUCGCCAAGUUAUUCGCCCACAAGUCCGAGUUACUCGCCGUCGUCACCACAGUACUCACCUGCGUCUCCAAGUUUUUCGCCUUCGUCGCCUAAAUAUUCACCCACGUCUCCGAGUUAUUCGCCAACUUCUCCUUCGUUUGCGGGUGGAAGUCCGCAAUAUUCGCCCACAUCUCCGAGUUACUCGCCCACGUCUCCGAAUUACUCACCGUCGAGUCCGCAACAUACACCAGCUGCAAGUUCGCGGUAUUCGCCCUCGUCACCAAAUUAUUCACCAAGUUCGCCGAGUUAUUCACCGACUUCUCCUCAAUAUUCACCACACAGUACAAAGUAUUCACCCACUUCGCCUACUUACACACCGACUUCGCCAAGUUAUUCACCAGCUUCUCCGGCGUAUUCGUCUCAACCUCCACGGUAUUCACCGUCGAGUCCGAGCUAUUCACCCACAAGUCCCAGUCAGGAUCAAGACUAGGGAUAAAGUGGUCAUUUAUACUUUUUUGAUAAUUUAGAAUUUAGUUUGGGUUAUUUAUGGAGUAAGUUUUAUAGUGACAAGUAAAAGACUGUAUUUUAAAAAAUUGUUCAUGAUUUUUGAGUCUCGUGUAUAUAGAUAUAUUUUAUUAUGUAAUACAUGUUAACUUUAUUCAAUAAAAGUUUGAGAUAAUU